AUGGCAGGUUCAAGAAGAAAGAAGAAUCGCAAAACUCCUACUAAAAAGAAGAAUUCAAAAAGACCUGUAAAGAAGUCGAGCACUACUAAAAUGAAGCGACCAACCAAGAAGUCUGCUUUGUUACAUUCUCAGUUAUCUACAAGAGUCUUGCAAUAUGACAAAAGUUGGAAUUAUGGAGAAAGUUUCGUUUAG
This is a messenger RNA of Clunio marinus, 192 nucleotides long. The record is from the annotation of a GenBank genome assembly. NCBI's taxonomy places the organism in Eukaryota, Metazoa, Arthropoda, Insecta, Diptera, Chironomidae.